Molecule: messenger RNA, 1623 nt
Organism: Ramularia collo-cygni
Lineage: Eukaryota; Fungi; Ascomycota; Dothideomycetes; Mycosphaerellales; Mycosphaerellaceae
Product: probable sterol C-24 reductase
Exons: 4
Coding region: 1-1623 (540 amino acids)
Biological process (GO): ergosterol biosynthetic process
Cellular component (GO): endoplasmic reticulum membrane
Molecular function (GO): Delta24(24-1) sterol reductase activity
Source: RefSeq, a predicted model, not a curated record
AUGUCGGAGCGCGUCACUCGCUCCCAGACGGGCAAGACUCCCAGGAAAUCCCUUCCCGAAGGUUACGUCGAGACGCCCGGCACGCAACGUCGGUCGCGCAAGUCGGAAAUCGCAGCGGAACAGUCGCCGUCGGAGGAUGACACGCCCAGCAAUGGAAAUGGAAAUGGAAACGGGAAGAAUGGAUACAGCAACGGCCAUGCGGCUCCCACCAAACGCGCGAAUGGCGCAUUGAAAUCGCGUACAGGCAAGGAAACGGGCAAGAUUGUGGAUGGAUGGCUCGUGGGUGGAGAUCCCAGAAUCGACGCCGACCCGCACUUCGACUUUGGUGGCUCGCUCGGAGUGACGGCCAUGAUGAUUGGAUUUCCCGCCCUGAUGUGGUACAUGUGGAUUGGAGCGACCUACUACGACGGCAAAUUCCCCUCGGAACCGUCCAUGUCGUGGUCGACCUUUGGCAAACACCUCGUCAAGCUGGCCUACAUUGGCGCCUUCCCUCACGCCAAAGCAUGGGCCAUUUACUGGACUUUUUUCAUCUUCGAGGCCGUUCUCUACCUCGUCAUGCCCGGCGUCUACUCCACCGGAAAGCCGCUACACCACGAAAAUGGCAAGCAGCUUCGUUACUACUGCUCCGGAGUUUGGUCGUUUUACACCUCCAUCCUCGUCGCCGCCGUGCUCCACUUCACCGGCCUCUUCCCCAUGUACACGCUCAUCGAUGAAUUCGGCCCGCUCAUGUCCGUCGCCAUCAUCUCCGGCUUCCUCGUCGCCAUUGUCGCCUACGUCUCCGCCCACAUGCGAGACGCCACCCACCGCAUGACCGGCUACCCCAUCUACGACUUCUUCAUGGGCGCCGAACUCAACCCCCGCAUGUUCGGAUGGCUCGACUUCAAAAUGUUCUUCGAGGUCCGCAUCCCCUGGUACAUCCUCUUCUUCACCACCCUCUCCGCCGCUGCUCGUCAGUACGAAAACUACGGCUACGUCUCCGGUGAGGUCUGCUUCCUCCUCAUGGCCCACUGGCUCUACGCCAACGCCUGCAGCAAGGGCGAGGAGAUGAUCGUCACCAGCURGGACAUCUUCUACGAAAAGUGGGGCUUCAUGCUCAUCUUCUGGAACUUGGCCGGCGUGCCUCUCAGUUACUGCCACUGCACCAUCUACCUCGCCAACCGCGACCCCACCACCUACGCGUGGUCCAAGCCCGUCCUGGUCUUCCUCUUCACCUCCUACCUCUUCGCCUACUGGGUCUGGGAUACCGGCAACUCCCAGAAGAACUACUUCCGCGCGCAGGAAAAGGGCUACUCGGUCGAUCGCAACACAUUCCCCCAACUCCCCUGGAAGUUUGUCAAGAACCCCAACAAGAUCGAAACCGCCACCGGAGAUUCCAUCCUCGCCGAUGGCUGGUUCGGCAUUGUUCGCAAGCCGCAUUACGUCGCGGAUCUGUACUUUGCCUUUACCUGGGGUCUCAUCACCGGGUUUGACAGUCCCUUCCCCUGGUUCUACCCCGCGUUCUUCAUGGGCAUGAUCAUUCAUCGUGCCGUGAGAGAUAUCCAGCGGUGUCGGAAGAAGUAUGGCGAGAGUUGGAAGGAGUAUGAGAGGCAGGUGCCGUAUUUGUUCAUUCCGUACAUCUUCUAG